Messenger RNA from Lepisosteus oculatus (spotted gar), 1534 nucleotides. It is a transcript of the gene akirin2, whose product is annotated as akirin 2. NCBI's taxonomy places the organism in Eukaryota, Metazoa, Chordata, Actinopteri, Semionotiformes, Lepisosteidae. The record is from RefSeq and is a predicted model, not a curated record. Gene Ontology annotation, biological process: positive regulation of transcription by RNA polymerase II; positive regulation of innate immune response. Gene Ontology annotation, cellular component: chromatin; nucleus. Gene Ontology annotation, molecular function: transcription coregulator activity.
CUUGUUUGAAAGGAAAUAGGGAGUGCUGCUGCGGGUGAUUUGCAGUUCAGGCUGGAAUCCGUCUUCAUCUGGGUUUUUGUUGCGUUUUAAACUGGGAGGAGAAACGCGGAAAAGCCUCGCAGCAGCUCCGCGAACGACAGGAGCUGGGUAGUGGAGACGGGGGACCACCGAGAAGGCAAAAAAUACGAGGCUGUCUCCGCAGGACUCGUCUCCCCUGAGAGAAGUUAGAAGAGUCACCGGAGGGUCCUAGCGGCGUUCUUCUUGUUGGUGCUGGUGGUGGUGGCAGCAGCCGGAUCGCAGUCAUGGCUUGUGGGGCGACUUUGAAAAGGACUAUGGAUUUCGACCCCCUGAUGAGCCAGGCGUCCCCCAAGAGGAGGAGAUGCGCCCCCAUGUCGCCGUCGGCGUCCACCGCGUCCCCCCAGAAGUACCUGCGCCUGGAGCCGUCGCCCUUCGGCGAGGUGUCCUCGCGGCUGACGACGGAACAAAUCCUGUACAACAUAAAGCAGGAGUACAAGCGCAUGCAGAAGAGGAGACACCUAGAGAGUAGUUUUCAGCAGACAGAUGCUUGCUGUCCGCCCGACACACAGCCCCAUGCGGCCAUUCUCAGUGGACCCACUUUGCCAGGUACGUCCUCUGGAGCCUCUUCUCCAUCAAGAAAAGAACAGCCUUUAUUUACCUUAAGACAAGUUGGAAUGAUCUGUGAACGUCUAUUAAAAGAACGUGAAGAUAAAAUUCGAGAAGAAUAUGAGGAAAUAUUAACUUCAAAACUUGCAGAACAAUAUGACGCUUUUGUGAAGUUCACACAUGACCAGUUAAUGCGACGAUUUGGAGAGCAACCUGCUAGUUAUGUUUCCUGAAUAACUGCUUAUACUGGACUGCCAGUUCCCUUUCAAUUGCUGCGGGCUGGGUAUUUUUAGUGAAGACUUGUAGCAGUGCCAUAUUUCCCCUUUGGGCACAGGCUGUUUCAAGCUUUUGUCAGUGGUAACCACUUCUUCAGCAACCGGUAUUUGGAGUGCUCCCUGAUGUUAAUGUGUAUAUGGACCUCUGCUACCUACUACUCUUACCAGUGGCCUCCUUAUGUUUCAUUUGCUGUAUUAAUAUUGAUUAGGCUUUUUUUCUGAUUCCUUUUAUAAACAUAUCUGGCAUUCCAGAAUCUGCCCUUCAUUGAUUUUUUUUGGGUGUGUGUAUCAUAAAGCAAUGUAGUAUGCCAUGUAAGUUUAGCAGAUAUUUAGGCUGGGAAGGGGUGGGAUGGUCAGAAGCCUGAUGUUCGCAUGUUUGCAGAUGCCCUGGUUGUUGUUCCCCUCUUUCUGGAUUCCAGGAGCCAAGGGUGGGCAUUACUGCAUGCUGGGGGACAUUAAUUGGGUUCACCGUUGGUUCAGUGAUUUAUAUAUUUUCCUUCUUAAGAUACGUUUUUUAUUUAUUUUAGUAAAUGUUUUUUCUGCAUUUUUCAUUGUAUCAUUGUUUUACUGCCCAUGUAGCAUAAUGGACUUAAGUUGGAUAAAAAUAAAAUGUUUACAUUUGAUUGUGUUCUAAA